Osmia bicornis bicornis is the source of this 488-nucleotide messenger RNA. Its product is annotated as reactive oxygen species modulator 1. The record is from RefSeq and is a predicted model, not a curated record. The coding region runs from base 157 to 396 and encodes 79 amino acids. NCBI's taxonomy places the organism in Eukaryota, Metazoa, Arthropoda, Insecta, Hymenoptera, Megachilidae. The transcript has 3 exons. Gene Ontology annotation, biological process: protein insertion into mitochondrial inner membrane; protein import into mitochondrial matrix. Gene Ontology annotation, cellular component: TIM23 mitochondrial import inner membrane translocase complex.
AUCAUAUACAUAUGAAGAAACAUGGCGUCCUUCUUAUUCAAUGGUGCGAUGUGUUGAAUGUAUCGUGCAAGAGAUUUAUAAGUUGUAAUAUAAAAAAAGAAAGAACGAUACAAAAGUGAAAUAUAAUUUUCAACGACGGAUAAAUAAAUUAAGAAAAUGCCGGUCGUAUCGGGAGGUAUGUAUCAACAAGCUCCUUCGUGCUGGGAUAGGAUGAAAUUGGGUUUCAUGAUUGGAUUUUGUGUUGGCAUGGCAUCUGGUGCUUUGUUCGGGGGAUUUUCUGCACUUAGAUAUGGAUUAAGAGGGAGGGAACUGAUAAACAACGUUGGAAAAGUGAUGCUCCAAGGUGGCGGAACAUUUGGUACAUUUAUGGCUAUAGGAACUGGAAUACGAUGCUAGUACUUGAAGACUUGUGCUUCAAAUUUAGGACACAAUGGAUUGUAUAAUGCAAGAGAAUUCUGUUAAUUUGUUAAUAAAAUGUUUCUAUAGAA